Molecule: messenger RNA, 1097 nt
Organism: Leguminivora glycinivorella
Lineage: Eukaryota; Metazoa; Arthropoda; Insecta; Lepidoptera; Tortricidae
Product: immediate early response 3-interacting protein 1
Exons: 3
Coding region: 91-336 (81 amino acids)
Biological process (GO): endoplasmic reticulum to Golgi vesicle-mediated transport
Cellular component (GO): Golgi membrane; COPII-coated ER to Golgi transport vesicle; endoplasmic reticulum membrane
Source: RefSeq, a predicted model, not a curated record
AUUUGUCAGUUUUACGUCAAACAAAACUCUCAAAACAAAUCAUUUCUAUCUUAAUUUAGCGUUGAAUAAGGAUUUUAGUAUUAUCUCGAAAUGCUUACUUUGUGGAAUUUGUUUGAAGCCUCAUUACUUUGUCUCAAUGCAGUCUGCGUACUUAACGAGGAAAGAUUUAUGCAAAAAAUGGGAUGGGGAGCUCAAAGUCAUAGUCAAGGAUUUGAAGACCAAUCAACAGUGAAAUACCAGAUACUAAACUUAGUUAGGUCCAUAAGAACAGUAACAAGAAUCCCGCUGAUUCUGCUAAACAUACUCACAAUAAUAUUCAAGUUACUACUGGGAUAAUAGAGAUAAGAUAGAAGACUCAAGAUAUAACAAAAAUAACCAUAACAGCUGCUGCUUUAAAACAUGCUCUUAUUUAAACUAUAUAAGGUCAAUACUCAAUACGGAUUUAAGUGUGUCAUAAGGUGAAGUGUGUCUGGCCUCUACAUUUGGCAUUUUAACUCAUUGUUACAGGUGGUGCGAGUUCAUACUUUUGCUACUUGCUACUCACUAUUAUUGGUUAACGUUUGAAGGCUCAAUAAACAAGGAUCAUUGUUUAAACAUUUGAAAUGUGAAGGCCAGACACAAUUCUCCUUAUGACUCACUUAUCCAUAUUGUGCUUAUCUUUUUACAUGAAAUGAAAAUUACAUAUUGCGAAUAUCUUAUUAGAAUGUUAUAAUAAGUAAAAGACAAUACUUUAUUUAGGGAUUUUUUUUUUCAAUUGAAUUCUGAGCUUCAGAGGGCCUACUGUACAGAAUUUCGCAAAUCAUUGUAAUUUUUCUUUUAUUUUCAAAUUGAGGUGAAACUAUAAUAACAGAGAAAACUAACUGCAAUUUACUAGCUAUGGUUUUGGCAGUAAGCUUUUAGAUUUUGUGCCGAAUGAUAAGUCCGGGUUCGAUGGGCCGACCAAAUGUGCCUGUUCUGUGUAAAGUGUUUGUUAUCCAAAGUUCAUCACUUUAGUGUAUGAUAUCAAAUAAUCUUAACAGCUUGUUACAUUUUAAAAUCAUGGAAUUCUGUUGAUGUAAAAGUGAGUCAGUAAUCGUAAGAACAAACAUUAUUCCUAA